Molecule: messenger RNA, 984 nt
Organism: Sceloporus undulatus (fence lizard)
Lineage: Eukaryota; Metazoa; Chordata; Lepidosauria; Squamata; Phrynosomatidae
Product: cell wall integrity and stress response component 4-like
Exons: 3
Coding region: 304-984 (226 amino acids)
Source: RefSeq, a predicted model, not a curated record
CUUGGAGGGCGCUCAGUCUGAGGAGGCAGAGCGAGAGGAAGGGCGUCUGGUGCGCUCUGGGCGCCAAAGGAGACCCUGAGGAGGAGAAAGCCCUCUCCAAGGAGCCCCGGCCCAGGUUGGGGGCGAGGGACUCCGAAAGAAGGGCAGAAGGAGCCCCUUGGGACCGGUUCUCCCUCAAGGCGACCCCAAAAGGGGUUCCGGAGGAGGAGGAGGAGGAGGGCGCCCCAAAGAAGCAGCAGUAGCAGUAGCAGCAGCCGCCGCCAGGCAAGAGCGCAUCCCCAGCGGAGCUGGCGCCUCCUGGCAAUGCGCAAAGGGAAGGCGGCGAGGAUGCUGGCCCUGCUCCUGCUCCUCCUGGCCGGCGCCUGGAAGGGAGAUGCCUCCACUAUUUCAGCCAUUACCACAAAAAGUGGGUCUGCAGCAACCACAAUCAGACCAAACAUUGUAACUUCUGAGAACGCUGCUUCUUCAACGGUCAAACUAACAACUUCAAAAACUAUUACCCUCAGUGUUGCCAGUAGCCUGGCAACUAAGAGUGUUCCCUCUGCAACUACAAAAGAAACACAGCAAACCACUUUGGGAACCCCCAGACCAACAUCCACUGGGUCACCAUCAAAAGGGACAUCAGUCAAACCAUCUUCUUCACCUGUAACAUUCAAAACUACUCAUCAGACAAAAGCUACAACUGCUCCCAGGACACCUACAGUCUCAACUGUUGUUGGCCCAGUUCCAUCUAGCAGUGAUUCACCUACGACAGUAGCAGCAACACCUGCUCCAUCAGCACAGUCCAUUGGCUCACCUUCUCCCAUUGUCCUCACAGCAUCAAGUAGACCUGAUACUCCUACAAGUCACAAACAUCUACAACUCCAGGACAUUGCACCAUUUUUACCUCAGGAAAGUGUCACUCCGCAAAGGAAAAAAGUACUCCGCACCCGGGGUUCCACUGCAAACAACCACAACGAGGCCAGGGCUACGCCACCCAAAUAA